GUCCCGAAUUCCGAUUCCGGAUUCCGGAAUUGUUUUGAUGUUUUCAUUUUUGUUUGUAUUUAAAAGUUCAAAAUCCCUGUGAUGGUUUCAACGAGAGGAAUCAAAGUGAAAUUUUACGAAGGAGAAAGAGUUUUAUGUUACGAACCAGAUCCAACGAAAGCAAAAGUUCUGUACGAUUCAAAGGUUCUGGAUAUUGUUAUCAAUAAGGACCACAGAGGAAGAAAGGCAAUAGAGUAUCUUAUACAUUUUCAAGGGUGGAACUCCUCUUGGGAUAGAUGUGUUGCUGAGGAGUUUGUACUGAAAGAUACAGCUGAAAACAGACAGUUACAAAAAGAUCUUGCAGAGAAAUCCCAAUUACAACUGGGUGCAUAUUUGUAUAGAAGAGAAAGGAAGAAGGGCAGGAAAAGUGGUGACCAAUCGUUCAUCUCAGAAGAUGGUAAUUCUGGAAGUCCAGGAAGAAUGGAUACAGAUGAUGGACAGGGUGUGAUCAGUAGCUCUGAAGAAGACUCUUCUACAGAAGAUGAAAUUAUACAUGUUGAGCUCACACCAGAAUUAAGAGAGAUACUUGAGAAUGAUUAUCACUUUAUCAAAGAAAAGAAUAAGCUGAUGAAAUUACCAGCAGAUCCAAAUAUAGUGACAAUAUUAGAAUCAUACUAUCGACAUUAUGCUACUAACCAAAUUUGUGGUUUAACUGAAAAAUCUACAGGAAGAUAUAGAUUGCCACCUGCCAAUCCAAAUCAGGUUAAAGCAAAACCAGAAGAUAUUCAAAAAAAUUUGACAGUGUGUAGAGAAGUUAUGGAUGGUCUCAGAAUCUACUUUGACUUCACUGUGAACAAUUUACUUUUAUACAAACCUGAAGAAAAUCAGAUUCCUACAAAACAAGCAAUAUUUGAUUCUCUCAUAAUAGAAGAAAUGAAACAUGAAAUGAAAUCUGAUGAUGAUUUCAUCAAUAUGAAUAAUAAUUCUAGUAAUGGUAAUUAUUCUGGUCAAAAUGGUAUUGACACUGGUAAAAUUAAUGCUAGAAGACGUACUUUGAGAUCAAAUAGAAGUGAUUCACAACCAAAUGGAAAUUCUUCACCCCAAGAAAAUUGCACUGAUAACAGUGUGAAACCUGCUUCUAGUGUAGCCAGCAGUAAUUCGGACAUAACGGGCCCCAUAACAAAAACGAUGUCCUGGAGACUACUUCCCGAGCACAUAUACCAUCAGCAACCGCCUCCACCCUGUAUGGUAUACGGCGCUACUCACUUGACGCGUCUCUUGGUCAAAUUGCCCGAUUUAUUGACGGCGUCAAGUAUCACAGAGGAAAAGCUCAAAGUGCUUUUAACACACGUAGAUUUGUUUAUUGAUUAUUUGAAUGAGCACAAAGAAUGGUAUGGCGCUGAACAUUAUAUGGAUACGUUUUGAUUCAACCUCGAUUCUCAAAGGAUAAAUUCGAUUUAUUAAGUACUAAAGACUGUAUUAUUUAUAGUUAUUGUAAGCCCCAAAAUGUGAAUAAAAAAUAGAUUAAGUAU
Molecule: messenger RNA, 1511 nt
Organism: Phaedon cochleariae (mustard beetle)
Lineage: Eukaryota; Metazoa; Arthropoda; Insecta; Coleoptera; Chrysomelidae
Source: the annotation of a GenBank genome assembly